Molecule: messenger RNA, 1449 nt
Organism: Zasmidium cellare ATCC 36951
Lineage: Eukaryota; Fungi; Ascomycota; Dothideomycetes; Mycosphaerellales; Mycosphaerellaceae
Exons: 1
Coding region: 1-1449 (482 amino acids)
Biological process (GO): folic acid metabolic process; L-serine catabolic process; tetrahydrofolate interconversion
Cellular component (GO): cytoplasm
Molecular function (GO): serine binding; pyridoxal phosphate binding; zinc ion binding
Source: RefSeq, a predicted model, not a curated record
AUGGCCACCAACGGCGUCAAUGGCACCAGUGCCUACGCACUCCCCAAGUCCCACCAGGACUUGAUGGAGAAGUCCCUCGUCGAGACGGACCCUGCCAUCGCCGAGAUCAUGGAGAAGGAGAUCAAGCGUCAGCGAGAGUCCAUCCUGCUCAUCGCCUCCGAGAACGUCACCUCGCGUGCCGUUUUCGACGCUCUCGGCUCGCCCAUGAGCAACAAGUACUCUGAGGGCUACCCCGGUGCCCGUUACUACGGUGGCAACGAGCACAUUGACGAGAUUGAGCUUCUGUGCCAGAAGCGUGCUCUCGAGACCUUCCGCCUCGACUCGGAGAAGUGGGGUGUCAACGUCCAGUGUCUGUCCGGCUCCCCAGCAAACCUCCAGGUCUAUCAGGCCAUCAUGAGGCCACACGACCGACUGAUGGGUCUCGACCUGCCACACGGUGGCCAUUUGAGCCACGGCUACCAGACUCCCACCAGGAAGAUCUCUGCUGUGUCCACCUACUUCGAGACCUUCCCCUACCGCGUCAACCUCGAAACCGGCAUCAUCGACUACGACCGACUUGAGGAGAAUGCCCUCAUGUACAGGCCAAAGGUGCUGGUGGCUGGUACUUCAGCAUACUGCCGUGAAAUUGACUACAAGAGAAUGAAGGAGAUUGCGGAUAAGGUUGGCGCCUACUUGGUGAUGGACAUGGCACACAUCUCUGGUCUGGUCGCCGCUGGCGUUAACAAGUCACCUUUCGAGUACGCAGACAUUGUCACCACCACCACCCACAAGAGCUUGCGUGGCCCACGAGGAGCCAUGAUCUUCUUCCGCAAGGGCGUGAGAAAGACCGAGGUGAAGGCUGGCAAGGAGGUGCAGGUUCUGUACGACCUUGAGGGCCCGAUCAACUUCUCCGUCUUCCCAGGUCACCAGGGUGGCCCACACAACCACACGAUUACUGCUCUCGCCGUCGCUCUCAAGCAGGCGCAAUCGCCCGAUUUCUUGAAGUACCAGGAGCAGGUCAUCAAGAACGCGAAGCAGCUCGAGGUCUCGUUCAAGAACAAGGGCUACAGGCUGGUGACCGAUGGUACCGACAACCACAUGGUUCUCCUCGACCUCAAGCCCAAGGGUCUCGACGGUGCUCGUGUUGAGGCUGUCCUUGACCAAGUCAACAUUGCCUGCAACAAGAACACCACUCCAGGUGACAAGUCUGCCCUCACUCCACAAGGUAUCCGCAUUGGCGCUCCAGCCAUGACCAGCCGUGGCAUGGGCGAGAAGGACUUUGACAGAAUCGCCGACUACAUUGACCAGUGCAUUCAGCUCGCCACCAAGAUCCAGUCUGAGCUGCCAAAGGAGGCCAACAAGCAGAAGGACUUCAAGGCCAAGGUCGCCGAGGGCGUCAAGAUCCCAGAGAUUGCGGCGCUCAAGCAGGAGAUCGCAGGGUGGGCCAGCACCUUCCCUCUGCCAGUCUAG